Messenger RNA from Pelodiscus sinensis (Chinese soft-shelled turtle), 1599 nucleotides. It is a transcript of the gene ANKRD16, whose product is annotated as ankyrin repeat domain 16. Lineage: Eukaryota; Metazoa; Chordata; Testudines; Trionychidae. The record is from RefSeq and is a predicted model, not a curated record. Gene Ontology annotation, molecular function: protein binding.
GACCUAUGGAUAUGGUCCCCCUGCCAAAAUGAGAUAUGUAGAUAUGGCCCCCUGCCAAGAUGGGACCUAUGGAUAUGGUCCCCCUGCCAAAAUGAGACGUGAAUAUGGCCCCCUGCCAAAAUGGGACAUAUGGAUAUGAUCCCCCUGCCAAGAUGGGACAUGUGCAUAUGGCCCCCUGCCAGUUUCAUCUCCACCCACUUGCCUAAUCUGAUCCAUUUGCUAAGGCAGAUUUAAAUCAUCCAUCUGAGAUAGGGAAGCAGCUCUGUUCCAAUAGCCCUGCCUGGAAGCAGCAAGCACAGUGCUCCUAAAAUAAAGUGUCAGGGCAAACGCUAUUUGUCCAAAAGAACACAGCCAGUGUUAGGGGAAGGAAUUCAGUGCUGCACGCCCCUGCAGCAGCCGCUCCAGCAGCCUUCAGUGGACGCUGGUGUAUCUGAUGAGCCGCACAUUUCUCCAUGGCAGAAGCAGAAAAUCAGAAACAACUUCUCAGGCUGAUUCAAGAAGGCAGGCUAAACCUUUUCCUAGAGGAGUUGCAGAAAGACGAAGAAACGAGCAAGGAAGUGAGGCGGAAACACUAUGGGAAAUCUGCCGACACUGUACUUCACUAUGCAGCCAGGCACGGUCACCUGAACAUUCUGGUCCAUUUAGUAGAAGCCUUGGAAAUGGACAUUGAGAUGGUUAAUAAUGACUACAAAAGGCCCCUCCAUGAAGCAGCUUCCAUGGGUCACAGGGACUGCGUGUUGUAUCUAUUGGAUAAAGGUGCAAGGAUAGACUGCUUGAAAAAGGCAGACUGGACUCCUCUCAUGAUGGCUUGCACCAGGAAAAACGUGGAGGUGAUUAAAGAGCUCAUCCAGCGUGGCGCCAACCCGUUGUUACGGAACAAGGACGGCUGGAAUUCCUUCCACAUCGCAAGUCGAGAGGGCGACCCUCAGAUCAUCCAGUACUUGCUGACCGUGUCGCCGAGCAGCUGGAAGACAGAAAGCAAGAUAAAGAGAACGCCUCUGCACACGGCAGCAAUGCACGGCUGUUUUGACGUAGUGAAAACCCUUCUUGAGCGGUGCCAGUAUGAACCCGACAGCAGGGACAAAUGCGGAGUGACUCCCUUUAUGGAUGCGGUGCAGAAUGGGCACAUUGACAUAGCGCGGCUGCUUCUAGAAAAGCAUAAGGCCUGUUGCACAGCUGUGGACGCGGUAGGGGCCCAGCCUUUGCACCGGGCAGCAGUCACGGCCCAGGACGCAGCCAUCCGGUUCCUUGUCUGUGACCUCGGCGUCGAUGUCAAUGAGAGAGCAACGGCAACCCAGCUCACGGCACUGCAUUAUGCCGCCAAGGAAGGCCACACACGGACCAUCCAGACGCUGUUGUCCCUCGGCGCUGAUCUGCAGGCAACGGAGGGGCGGAGUCGAUCUGCCCUGCACAUGGCCUGUGCGGGCCAGCACGCGGCCUGCGUGGGGAUUCUCCUGCAGGCUGGAUUGCAGGACUCGCCAGACGACACGGGAACGUUUGCCCGGCAGCUUGCCAAGAAACCCAGCGUCCUACAGCUUUUCGAGGGGAUCAAUGUUCCUGCAUGAGCCCGCGGAGGAGAGAAUAAACGUUUGUUUUCCA